Molecule: messenger RNA, 5500 nt
Organism: Camelus dromedarius (Arabian camel)
Lineage: Eukaryota; Metazoa; Chordata; Mammalia; Artiodactyla; Camelidae
Gene: EHF
Product: ETS homologous factor
Exons: 9
Coding region: 250-1158 (302 amino acids)
Biological process (GO): regulation of transcription by RNA polymerase II; cell differentiation
Cellular component (GO): nucleus
Molecular function (GO): DNA-binding transcription factor activity, RNA polymerase II-specific; sequence-specific DNA binding
Source: RefSeq, a predicted model, not a curated record
CUGAAGGGGCAGGAGGCUGUGAGUCGUUGUUGCCUGGAAGCAGCUGAAAUGUGGUGCAAAGAACAUCGAAUUUAGAGUCAGAACAUCUGGGUUCAAAUUCGACUUUGCCACCGAGAAACUGAGUGACUUUGGGCGAAUUAUGUAAGCUUGAGAAUAUAAGUUUACUCAUCUGGAAGAUGGGGUUAAUAACAUCUACACAGGCUGCUGUAAGGAUUAAAUUAGACAAAGAAUCUGAAAGCACCUGGAUAAAUGCUUAUCAUGAUUCUGGAAGGAAGUGGUGUAAUGAAUCUCAACCCCAGCAACAACCUCCUCCACCAGCAGCCGGCCUGGACAGACAGCUACACCACGUGCAAUGUUUCCAGUGGGUUUUUUGGAGGCCAGUGGCAUGAAAUCCAUCCUCAGUACUGGACCAAGUACCAGGUGUGGGAGUGGCUCCAGCACCUCCUGGACACCAACCAGCUGGACGCCAGUUGCAUCCCUUUCCAGGAGUUUGACAUCAAUGGCGAGCACCUCUGCAGCAUGAGUCUGCAGGAGUUCACCCGGGCAGCAGGGACGGCGGGACAGCUCCUCUACAGCAACUUGCAGCAUCUCAAGUGGAACGGCCAGUGCAGCAGUGAUCUGUUCCAGUCCACACACAAUGUCAUUGUCAAGACAGAACAAACUGACCCUUCCCUCAUGAACACCUGGAAAGAAGAAAACUAUUUAUAUGACACCAACUAUGGUAGCACAGUAGAUCUGUUGGACAGCAAAACUUUUUGCCGGGCCCAGAUCUCCAUGACAACCACGGGUCACCUUCCUGUUGAGUCACCUGAUGUGAAAAAGGAACAAGACCACCCCACAAAGUCCCACACCAAAAAGCACAAUCCCCGCGGGACGCACUUAUGGGAGUUCAUCCGCGACAUCCUGCUGAACCCAGACAAGAAUCCGGGGUUAAUCAAGUGGGAAGACCGGUCUGAGGGCAUCUUCAGGUUCUUGAAAUCGGAGGCUGUGGCUCAGCUGUGGGGGAAAAAGAAAAACAACAGCAGCAUGACCUACGAAAAACUCAGCCGAGCGAUGAGAUAUUACUACAAAAGAGAAAUUCUGGAACGCGUGGACGGGCGAAGACUGGUAUAUAAAUUUGGCAAGAAUGCACGUGGAUGGAGGGAAAACGAGAACUGAAGCCACUGACGCCUUGAACACAAACCUGAACACACCAUGUGAUAACCACUCGAGAGCUCCCCGGACGUAAAUAUUUCCAAGACUACUUUUCUCUGAUAUUUAUGUACCAUGAGGGGAAAAAAAAUACAUCGACUUCUAACAGGAGGAAGGAACAUUACAGUUGAUAAAAUUAUUUUGUUACUUUGAAGUAUGUCCUAUAUGGGGAACAAAUGUACACAGUUUUCUGUGAAAUAUGACGCUGUAAGUGGUUGUGAUUUGUUUUUGCCUCUAUUGUGAAGUUCUUUUCGGCGGCAAGAAGAACAGUUUGUAGUCUUGUGCUUCUUGCUAAGAGAAAGGAAAAAAAAAAAUCAGAGGGCAUUAAAUGUUUUUAUAUGCAGAGUGGUUUAGGAAAAGAUGAUGUGUCCUCCGCUGGAUCGUAAGCAUCCACGUGGUCUCGUCAGGAGAAGUGGGCGUGGUCGCUGGGAAGAACUCCAGGGUCUCAGAUUGAUGGGAUGAGCUGGAAGGAUGCUGGCAAGUUUAACCUGACCUUCAAGAGCCAGUGAGUGGAGAAUGAGGACUUCCAGAAUCCAGGGUGGACUGUAAUCACUGCAUAACCACAGGACUUUCAUGUUUAAAUCAGCAAGAAGAAUAAUGGUGGAGGGGACUUUCUACACUCAUUCAGGAAAGAUUUACUUGGUGCCAAGGCUGUCUUCCCUUCUCCCCCUUGGAUGAUUGGUGAAAAACUUCAGUUGCCACCUCUGCUCUCUUUUAUUUAAGAGAAGGUCCAGCCUCGGUUAUUUUCAUCCCAAUUGCUUACAAUAAGUGGGAGAAAGGGGGUAGUUUGUUCUUGUACUCCCAUAGUCCAUGGUUUCUCAAUGGGCACAACUGACGUUUUGGGCUGCAUGGUUCUUUGUUGUGUAUUAUUUGGCUGUCCUGUGUGUUGUGGGAUGUUCAGUGGUGUCUAUGACCUCUACCCACAAGAUGCCAAUAGCACUCCGGUCCCAGAAGUUGUGACAACCAAAAAUGUCUCCAGACAUUGCCAGAUGUUCCCCGAGAAACAAAAUUGCCCUUAACUGAGAACCACUGAUUUAGCCAGUCAAGAUGAAGAUGGUGAUUUAUUCUCAAAACAAUAAGAAAUAAAGAUCUUUUAGUCCCUAGAGUGGGGAAAAAAAAGCAAGACUUUAAAGUCAACCUGUUUCUAACUUUUAAAAUGUCAGACAAUGGAUUGAAAAAUCUAGAGAGUCUUCUUUUCAGAACCCCAGAUGAGAGCCAGAGUCGGGUGCAUUAAACAGGAGCUCACACUAGAACACAUUUCACUGGGAUUACAAAACAGUGAAAAUGGUAUUGCAGGAGGAAACACUGAGAGGGGAGAGAGAGAGAGAGGAAGAGAGAGAGAGAGAGUGUGUGUGUGUGUGAGAGAGAAAGAGAAAGUGAAAGUUCCAGGGAAAGUCUUUGCAGAUGUUAAUUCUUACAGUCUUUCCUCUUUUGGAUAAUCUCUUUCUUGUCUCAUCUUAACUCAUUCCAGAGUGAAUCAUUUCUUGCCUAGCUUUGCAUCCAGAGGAAAUGUUUAAAAAAAAAAAAAAAGGAAGAUAGAAAACAGAAAACUCAGUUCAGGGGCUACAGUCAGUGAGGAGGUGGGGGCGUCUUCAAGGAUGGCAUUAUUCUGGGUACCUGGAGACUCAGCAGUGCGCCAGGAAAUCGGGGAGGAACACGAGCCUGUAGAUGCUUUGAAAAUGAAUUUGAACAUCCAGAUCCCUUUUGCAACUUGUCUUUUUGGCUCCCCACGUCCUUGGCUUUCUCCUUCCUCCUGCACUGUCUUAAUAUGGGGAUGAAGGCAUGUGUCAACGGGAGGGAGUGCUCUUGUCACCGGCUAAUGGAGUGCCAGCCACCGUGUCUUACUCAGUUGAGGCGAACCAUUCUUAGUCAAAGUGUUUGUGAUGGAUUCAGAAAGUUGGAAGGAUGAAGAAUUAAGAAUUUUUAAAAUUCUAAUUAUAAUGAGAGCCAUUUUGGCUGGUGGUCUUGGUGCACAGCUUAGUGAGAUGAAUGACCUUCUGAAGGUACAACCAAGUUGUUUUUCUUUCUGCCUGGCUUGGUCACCUCUGCAAAGGUGUUACUCAGUGUUGUCAAGUAACAGUCACUGAGGGAAUUGACAUCAGUGACGCCGGACAGCACAGAUCUGAGACAUUCCUGCAUGAAAGACACACCUUGCUCCCCAAGCAAGGAUAAAGGACGAUGAAGUUUUACCCGGCAUUUGACUAUACCACGCACAACGAAUUAAAACUCUAGAGAUUUGAAUUAGUGUAAGCAUGUGAAUGUGUGUGUGUCUGUGUGUGUCUGAAUGUGUGAAGUUAUUAGGGACAUCUGCUAAUUCACUCCCUGGCUUUGCCUGUUCAUCAUCUAAGCUGCCUGGAUCCUUCUCUGAGCUCGCCCUUCCUCAGACCUCUAGGUUUCUCACGUUCCUCCACAUUGGCCUUGGAUCCUUCUGCACCUUUCCAUUGAAGAGCAGUCCCUGCUAGGUAGUGAGUCUGGGGCGUACCAACUGGAACACUCUGCAGAUAAUUAGCAGAUUGUGUUAUUUGUUGGAUGUGACGGUUUCUUGGCACCCGGUUCCUGCUUAAAUAGGUUGGUGUAUUAAGUUCUCAGCAUAUCUCUCUAUUGCCUUGGCUUGAGUUUGAUGCAUUUUCUAUGUGCUGUUCGUGACUUGGAGAACUCACAGGAAUCGAGUCAUGCCAACUUGGGGUGUGAACAGAAUCCUUCCCACCGCAGUGCUGUGAGGGAGAGCAAAAUCCCAAGGAUAAGGCAGCAUCAGGUGAAGCCCCCUGCUUUGGGAGACUCACAGCUUCUCAUUUGAGAAGCUCGUCUGAGAUGGAUGCUCCGAUGGUCACUACACAUAGUCUUCUGAAACCCUUCUAAAGCAUGGGCUCUUAUUUGUUUUUUUUUAAUUUAUUUUUUUUCUCAUGGGAACCUGAGUCAGGAAAUGUACUGCUAAGACUUUACCAGACUCAGAGCAUCCCAAGCUUCUAGAUAUUUGACUUGAUGAAACUUGCACUAAGCUCUGACUCCCAGGGUCAUACCUACAGCUUCUGGAACUUGCUUUCCGAGCAGGGCAGACCUAGGCGAUGAGUUUGCCUUUGAACAUGCUUGUCCUUCUUCAAAUUCUUACCCUGCUAGACUGUAAACUCUGAGACAAGGGACUAUAUCUUAUCAACAUUGUUUUCCCAGUACCCAGCUUGAGACAGGCCCUCAGUAAAUACACGCUGAGUUAGUGAAUUAAUGUCUUCUGGAAGACUCCUCGGGUUGGGAGGCCACGUCCAUAAUUGGGGCGUGAAUUGUUUCUUCCCUGGACUCACAGCACAAUGGCCAGAACUUCAAGGACAAAUUAUCUAUUAGAUGAAUACUGUACUGAGAGACUCUCUACUUUACCUUCCUACCUGUGCUGAAAUGAAACCGAAACGGGCUGCUUGGGUCUGCAAGUCCGCGUAUGCUGUGUGAGAAUUCUGCCACCUUCUUAGGAACUGUGAGACUGCCCUGGGGUAAGGAGCCAGUAACGAACCUUUAACCUGGUUUAACCAAUGAAGAUUAUGAAUGUGUUGAUAUGAGGUGAAUUGCUGUUUAAGUGUAAACCAGUUCUAAGGUUUAGUAUUUGGGGGUUGGUUUGUAUUUUUUUUUUCUUUUUGAAAAACAUUGAGGGAUCUUUUGAUAAGGUUAGUCAUGCAUGUUAGAUUUUAGUUUUGCAAGUGUGUUGUUUUUCAAAUGUAUAAAAUAUAGGACAAGUUAAAAUCGUAAGAGGGAAAGGCAAUUGUAUUAUUCUUCUACAGUUAAAAAAAAAACUGUGCGUGUGUACUACGUGCACAACGUGGAACCAUAUUCGUGAGGAGCUUAUCUGACUGUAUCAGGUGUAUCAGAUAGUCCACAGGAGCCCAUUGGAUGGAUACUUACUGUGUGAACAAAAGAGCACAGAAAUCACAAUAUCAGAGCUGAGUAAACCUCAGCCCUGCUUCUUGGGAUUCCAUUUCUGGAAUAAGAGGUAGAGCAUUUAAUAAAAACUCAUUGAUCCUGUGCCUCAUGAACCAUGGAAAUGUAUGAGCCUUCACCAGCCGAGCUUAACUGGGAUAAAUCUUUCUGUAACUAUCUGCAUAAUUCUUGCUUGUCUUCCCAUCUGGCUUCUGGGUUGACAGUUUGUGGGGAACAACCCUCCUGCCGCUGUUUUUUAAAAAUCAGAAAUCUUGCCCUUGAAACUAUGUUAAAUUCAAACCAAGUAUACUUGUUUUAUGAAAGAAUUAUAUUUUUCAAAAUACGGGGUUUUUUGUUUGUUUGUUUGAUGGGUCCCAGAAAACGCUAAUAAAAACCACGGAGAGCAGCC